This is a messenger RNA of Paralichthys olivaceus (Japanese flounder), 2842 nucleotides long. RefSeq names its product dihydrolipoamide dehydrogenase (gene dldh). The record is from RefSeq and is a predicted model, not a curated record. Gene Ontology annotation, cellular component: oxoglutarate dehydrogenase complex; mitochondrion. Lineage: Eukaryota; Metazoa; Chordata; Actinopteri; Pleuronectiformes; Paralichthyidae. Gene Ontology annotation, molecular function: flavin adenine dinucleotide binding; dihydrolipoyl dehydrogenase (NADH) activity.
GCCGCUUGUGCACUGGUAGUGCGCCUGCGCAGUGUGAGGAGUCCUUCACACUCGGCCUGCUGUAGGUGACUGAUCCGGGGCAGCGACACCAACAACAUGCAGAGCUGGACCCAGUUGUACCGCUCUCUGGCCACGCGGAGCCACCAACUUCCCUGCAAACUGCAUGGAGCUACAGCUCUUUCUGUCAGAACCUAUGCUGACAAAGCAGCAAUUGAUGCAGAUGUCACAGUGGUGGGCUCCGGUCCAGGCGGGUAUGUUGCUGCCAUCAAAGCUGCACAGCUCGGCUUCAAAACAGUGUGUGUGGAGAAGAAUCCCACACUGGGUGGCACCUGCCUGAAUGUCGGCUGCAUCCCCUCAAAGGCUCUGCUGAACAACUCGCACCUGUACCACAUGGCUCAUGGCAAAGACUUUGAAAGCAGAGGCAUUGAAAUUUCAGGCAUCUCAUUGAAUCUGGAGAAGAUGAUGGCUCAGAAGAGCGGGGCAGUCAAAGCUCUGACCGGGGGAAUCGCACAUCUAUUCAAACAGAACAAAGUGACACAUGUCAAUGGUUUUGGGAGGGUGACGGGUAAGAACCAAGUGACGGCAACAGCAGAAGAUGGCAGCGAGCAGGUCAUCAACACCAAGAACAUCCUCCUCGCCACUGGCUCAGAGGUCACGCCCUUCCCUGGGAUCCAGAUUGAUGAGGAGACCGUUGUGUCAUCAACAGGAGCUUUGUCCCUGAAGAAAGUGCCUGAGGAGCUGAUCGUGAUUGGAGCUGGAGUCAUUGGAGUGGAGCUGGGGUCAGUGUGGCAGCGACUGGGCUCGAAGGUCACAGCGGUGGAGUUCCUCGGCCAUGUGGGCGGGAUGGGCAUUGACAUGGAGAUUUCCAAGAACUUCCAGCGUAUUCUGCAGAAGCAGGGCCUCAAGUUCAAGCUCGGCACCAAAGUCAUGGGAGCCACCAAAAGGCCCGAUGGGAAGAUCGAUGUGGCAGUGGAGGCGGCGGCCGGUGGGAAGAAUGAGACGCUGACGUGUGACGUGCUGCUGGUCUGCAUCGGCAGACGACCCUUCACGCAGAACCUUGGUCUUGAUUCUGUUGGCCUCGAGCUGGACAACAGGGGGCGCAUCCCUGUCAACAACCGCUUCCAGACCAAAGUACCCAGUAUUUAUGCAAUUGGUGAUGUGGUCGCCGGCCCAAUGUUGGCCCACAAGGCUGAAGAUGAGGGCAUCAUCUGCGUCGAGGGCAUUGCCGGCGGCGCUGUGCACAUCGACUACAACUGUGUUCCCUCUGUCAUCUACACACACCCUGAAGUGUCCUGGAUAGGCAAGACAGAGGAGCAGCUCAAAGAAGAGGGAAUUCCAUUCAAAGUUGGCAAGUUCCCCUUCGCAGCCAACAGCCGAGCCAAAACCAACGCUGACACUGAUGGCAUGGUGAAGAUCCUCGGCCACAAAGAGACAGACAGGAUGUUGGGAGCGCACAUUAUUGGACCUGGAGCAGGAGAGAUGAUCAAUGAGGCUGCUUUGGCCAUGGAGUACGGAGCUUCCUGUGAGGAUGUUGCCAGAGUCUGCCACGCCCAUCCUACGGUGUCGGAGGCUUUCAGAGAAGCAAACUUGGCCGCUUCCUUCGGCAAAGCCAUCAACUUCUAAUCUGCUGGCCGUCGCCGCCGCACCUUCAGUGUACAUAACAGAGGAGAGACUGUGUCCAAACCUUCAUCCAACCCACCGCAAUCCUCUGUGCUUAUCAAUACUCUACCACAUUUAGUUCUGAUGUUAUUUAAAUGUUCUCAGUAAAACAAUAAAGAGGGCUUGGGCAGUAAAUAAACACUGACUGCACAUCAGUCUUUCUGUUGUACACGUGCAUAUUGUGAAAGAGAGAAUAUUAUUUAAGGGACAUAUAGAUAUAGAAACUAUUUGGUUGGGGCGGCUGUAGGUUCUCUUGUAAAGGAAGAGUGGGCUGUUUAUGUUUUUUCUUUUUUUGCAGUAUGAAACAAAAUAGGGAGGGAAACCUGACCAAUACAGCAGCUUCAAAAGUUGUAGACAGGAAAAUGUUGUUUUUUUGUCCGUUUUUCAGGCGGCGUCAAUACGUGCCAAUGAGAAGCUACAAGCGGAUUUGAUAUCAGAUCUUAUAAGUCAAAGUCCACUUUAGUGAUUCAGGGUUGUCAUUUGAGGGAAUAAAGUAAUUUGAAGUUUAGUUAUUGGAUUAAAAUGAAAUAAGGUUAGAAAAUACCACUUAAUAAAUGAUGAGCUCUCAUCCCUCGUCAACAACUUGGUCUUAAUUCAUUAGCUCGGUUUAAGACACAGACACAACAUGCUGAAACAGAAUAGCAGCAGAUAUCUGUGUAACUGAGCGCACGUAGCCUUUCCAUGUCAAUACAAAAUUCACUUUGGUAAAGGAGCUGUUCAUAGUUGCUGGGUAACCUGUUCUUGCUUAUCUCACCAUUACAACCAAUAAACGCAAUAUCCAUGAAAUAAAAUACAAUGGUUAACAUUUAAUGAUGACUUUCUGUUCAGGCCUCUUCACACAAACAGGUCAGUAGCUGUCACAUUGAACCACAUGUCAAAGAAAUGUUCAUGGCUCCCCAUGUAACAGUCGGAUUUACUCUCUAACGAGGAGAGCGGUGAUAACUCAGUAUAUAAUUCUGUCACCCCUGUCAGCUAUAGUUUAGGAUCCCAAUAAUCUGAUGAGUUAUAUUUCUUCGUGUCUAACACAGUGUUGGACAGCAGGCACAAUGCACUGUUAAAUAAAUGAGGAGUGACUCAGGGCACAACCUUAGGAUUUCAUCAUAUUGUACAAGGGCCUUUACAGAGUUUGAAUCAAGACAUUGAAAUACAAAGGUAAAAUAAAUUUACUUCUUUCUUAAACAUA